Messenger RNA from Mytilus californianus (California mussel), 1719 nucleotides. RefSeq lists its product as uncharacterized. The record is from RefSeq and is a predicted model, not a curated record. The transcript is spliced from 2 exons. NCBI's taxonomy places the organism in Eukaryota, Metazoa, Mollusca, Bivalvia, Mytilida, Mytilidae. Bases 1 to 1719 code for a protein of 572 amino acids.
AUGUCUGAAUUGAAUUGGUCAUCUGAUGAUGAAUGGACAACUACAUCCUUAGUGUUAUUAGCAACUGCAAAUACAGAAAUUAAUACUGGUUCCUCUGUAGAAGAAACCAGAGCCGUAUCAAGAACUUCAGAAACUACCGAUACACAUUUGGCCACUACCACUAUAGUAUUGACACCAUCAACCGAAGAUGAAAUAACAACAAGGGAACUAAAUACCAAUAUGAUACCUGGUGAGGCUACCAUUACAGCAAUAACAGAAACCACCACUGUAGAUACUACUACAACAGUAAGUACUACGAAUUCUGCAGAUACUAUCAUCUUGCUAGCUGCCAUAACAACUGAAGGUGCGACAAAUACCAAUGAAACUGCAACUACUAAUGCUGAAAAUACUACAACUUUUUAUGUGCCUGUUACACUUAUGACAGAUUCAACAAUGACUACUAAAGAAGCGACUGUAUCAGCAAGUGCAAUGAUUUCUGCACAAGCUGCUAGAAUACAAAAUAGCACUAUUUCUAAAGAGGCGACAGAUAACACAAAAACUGCAAAUACUACUGCACAAAAUAAAACUAACAAAGCGGUUAUUGCAAUGACAACUGCAGAAACCAUUUCACAAGAUGACAUUGAUACUACACAAGAUAUAUCCACCAAAGUAGUGGAAAUGGAUACUGUGUCAGUUAUAACUAUAACAGAUUUAGCAAACACUAUUACAGACACUACUUCAACAGCAUGUGCAAUGAUAACUACAGAAGCUACCACCACACAAUCUAGCACCGUCACUGCAGAGAUGAGAACUAAUACCACAGCUGAAUCCUGCACUAUCAAAGAGACAAUUACUACUGAUGCAGAAAUUUCGUCUGCAGCUGCAUUUACGACAGAGGAAUCAAUCACCAUGGUAGAGGCGCCUUCAAUGGCAAAUGCAAUGAAAACUGCAGGUACCACCACACCAGCUGCCCCUACCAACGAAGAGUUGACAGCUAACACAGAAGUUGCAAUUACUACUACAUUAGAUACAACAACAGAAACUGCAAUGGCUAAUUCAGCUGUAAAUACAACAGGGGAAUCAACUGUCACUGAAGAAGCUUCUUCAAUGGAAAUAACGAUGACAUCACAAGAAGCUACAACCACACAAUCUGGAACUUUCGCUUUAGGCUUGCAUUACCAAGGAAAAACUAAAAGGCGACGAAAGAAAGCAAAGAAAUUAAAACAAUGCGUACCACAUUCUAUGGAUUGGCAUAUUGAUAGUGAAUCAAGUGACGACAAUAUACCACUGAAACAGUUUCAACGAAAACAUGACCAAAAAAGAGCAACUGAAGAGAUAGAGAGUGAAUAUGAGUCAGUUUAUGAGAGUGGAGAUUCCUUUAAACCUACAAAACAUGAUUAUUACUCCAGUGAUUCAAAUUUAUCCACACCAACAGAUGAUUCUGCUAAACGCAUGGACAGGUUAUUGUCAGAAAAAACAGAGACAAAAGCCAAACGGAAGAAGAAUCAGAAGGAUAGGCAAUCGAAAAAGAUCAAUUCAAAGUCAGAUAAAAACAAGAUGAAACCAACAUUAACACCCAAUGAAAAUCAAUUAACUGGUAAAGGUAAUUCAUUGAACGAAACAAAUAAUUCAAAUGCAAACAAUCAAGAGAAGAUAGGAACAACAAAAGACAACACAACAGUAUCUUCUGAAGACAUAGAUCUACGCAGAGUAAUGGAAAUCAGUGAGCAGGAAUAUUAA